AUGGCAUCACUGGUGCUUGCAGUGCUCGUGUUGCCGUCGGCAACAACUGCCGCGGUGGCCACGGCUACAAGAAAUUGCUCCGACACCUGUGGUAUGGUUGGUGAGAUACCUUAUCCGUUUGGAUUAGGUCCGUCAUGCUCUUUACCUGGUUUCAGCCUCACUUGUGCGGACAACACCAGUUACCCCAUGCUGGGCAACCUACCCAUCGAGAGCUUUGACAUCUUUGAUUCCAACAACCUGUACGCCAAUAUCUCGUACGCCUACAACUACCUGUGCGCCAGGAUCUCCUACACCGUGAAGAUGAUUCCCGGUGUCCGCGACUACUCUGUUCACUGGGAAGCUCCGGCCCGGCACUUUGCCAUGUCUGGCUCGUUAAACAUGUUGUUCGUCGUUGGCUGCGGCGUCAAGGCCUCGCUGUUCAUCGGCAACUCAACCAAGCUGCCCAAGGGUGUAUGCGAUGGCAUCGGAUGCUGUUUCAUUGACAUACGGGUGAACCUAAGGGCGUUCACCCUCAACAUCUCACGCACCAGCGGUUCUGCUCGCUCGAAGGAGGUGUACGCGUUCAUCAGCGGAGGUGGUAAGGACCAAAUAUUCUGGCCGAUUGACGCCCUGAGAUCUAUGUUGCCGGAAUAUCUCGAGUACGAAUUUGCUACCCUGGAAUGGGCUAUUCCCUACAAGCUGAACUGUAAGCGCGCCAUGGAGGACAGGGCAAGCUAUGCAUGCGUUGCUAAUCACAGUCACAGUGUAAGGACUCGUCGAUGGGUGGAUACUUUUGCGUUUGCAAGUGGGGCGACUACGGCAACCCCUACGUUGAUGCCAGGUGCCCGGAAUACGAACCACCUCGGCCAUCUCCACCACCUCCGCCACCUCCACCGCCUCCCGCUCCUCCGGCAGUCGUUUAUGACUCCAUCCAGCCGAAGAAGGAUUGUGACAUGUCGUGUGGGAACGUGA
Messenger RNA from Triticum turgidum subsp. durum (durum wheat), 951 nucleotides. The record is from the annotation of a GenBank genome assembly. Lineage: Eukaryota; Viridiplantae; Streptophyta; Magnoliopsida; Poales; Poaceae.